AUGAUUUAUGUGUCUUCUGACUCUUUUUUUGUCUUCUGGCGACCUGGGAGUAACCAAAAUAUACUUACCUUUUACAGAGCUAUGAAGCUAUGGUCCACGUGGAUUACACUUCUUAUUCUUACAUUCUUCUGCUCAGAAUGUAAUGCAAAAAGAGGUGGAAGAGGAGGUGGAGGAUCAUCAGCUAUGGGAAAACAUUAUUCAAGGAGUAAAUCAUAUUUUACUAGAAAAUAUUCCAAACCGGGAUCCAUAGAGCAUACUUCAAGUUUCCGUUCAUUUGUAUUUGGAGCAACAUCCGGUUUACUCAUGUUCAAUGCAGGAAGACAUAUCAUUCAAGACUCUUCAGAACCUAUUUCAUUUGGAAAUAGGAAAUAUUUCUGGGGUGAAUCAAAGUACGUGCCGGACGAAGAACUUCCUGUUCAGUGUAUCAACAAGAUUGAUCCACAAGAUCCACAGUUUGGAAAGGUAUUCUUCGAUAACGAGUCUCGUCCUCAAGAGAUUGUUUAUGCUUGUCCAGCUGAUAACAAUUGUUGUGGAUAUGAUUGCUGUUCUAAUUCGACAAUUUUCACUUCAAUAUUCAGUCUCCUGGUCAUCUUGCUGAUUGUCUCCGUUCUAAGUAUUUUUGUAAUCGAGUGCGUUCGUUGGUGUCUUCAUUGUACGUACUUCUGCAAACAUGGACACGGUCGGGAUUUCGAACCUCUUAGUAUAUAAUUUUAAUCGUUUUCUAAUUUUUUUCUAAAUUCUAAUUUUCAAAUACCUUGUGCCUUUUCCCACUUAAAAUAUUACGGUAAUUAUGUAUUGUCUAUCAAAAAAUCUUUCUUUCCAUCCCACCCAAAUUCACUUGUUCUUGAAACGCCUGCGAUACAUUCAAAUUUACUUUCGUGUUCACAUUUCUGUCUCUUUUUGCCAGUUUCAUGAUUUACGGGUUUUGUUUCUGCAUACAAUUUUGUUGAAUAAAAAAAAGUUGAAAA
This is a messenger RNA of Caenorhabditis elegans, 968 nucleotides long. RefSeq names its product CX domain-containing protein (gene C07A9.12). The transcript is spliced from 5 exons. The record is from RefSeq and is marked reviewed. Gene Ontology annotation, cellular component: membrane. The coding region runs from base 1 to 708 and encodes 235 amino acids. NCBI's taxonomy places the organism in Eukaryota, Metazoa, Nematoda, Chromadorea, Rhabditida, Rhabditidae.